UGGAUGAGUAAUUUAGUCAGUGCACUAUUGUGCACCUAGAAACUUCUAUUGUUAACUCCUAUUUACUCACCAAGUUGUUACGUACAACUUCAAUUAAAUUAUGUUACUCUUUACCAUAUUGUUAAUGACACGAUAAUUAUUUUAAAAAUAUCAGUAAUUCAUAAAUUAUUUAAAAACUUUCCGCCAUUGUUACAAAAAAAAUUUUAAAAACUACAAGCGUUCAAAUAAUGAAAACACAGUGAUGCUCGUUACCUCGUCAUGCACAUACGGAUAAACAUUUAUAUCAAAAAAAUAUAACAAUAUUAUAUUUAUAUAUAAAUAUAUACAUAUAUAUUUUGAAAAAUGGAUUUCGGUGAAUUACUUUCAGUUGCUCAAAAAAAUAGUUCUACUAAACAGAAUGUAUCGUAUUAUCCAAGUAAAUUUACACCACCAAAAAAGGAAGUGAAGCAGUCGAAAACUUUGUCAGAGAAUAUUAAAAAAUUCUUAGCACGAAAAGAAGAAGAGGAAAAAAAAAAAUCCCAGGAUGAAAAACGUAAAAAAGAGAACUUGCUAUCACUGAGGGAUCAUAAAGCGCAGAGCAGAAUAAAUAAACAUCUAAAAAUAUGUAAAGCUGCCAAUAAGUCCGUAUUAGCUGACGCUAUUAAUCAUGAGGACACUGCUGUUACAAUGGCUGGUCCGUCGCAACCAGACGAAGAUGACUACGGUUAUGUAUCACAAGAAGCCUCUGCAUUUUAUGAUAAACUGAUGAACAAAUACCAAAGUCUACCUCCAGAGAAGCCCUUGUUCGCAGAGAGUGGAAAAAAAAUAGUUCGAGAUAUCGCGUCGACUAAAGAUCGGGUCAAGCAGGCGCUGAAACAACAAGAGUUGGAAGCCUCGCUGCCGCACAGACGUAAAAGAAAGUCCGAGGCAAGUGGACGCAGUGAUCGUGAAUCUCAUGAUAAUUCAAAUGAUCGUGAUAGUUAUAGUAGUAAUAAUAAUAAUAAUAGUAAUAGUAAUAAUAGUAAUAGCAGCCGUAAUGGGGAAGAUGAUAAACCUAAAGCUAAAAAACGUCCGCUGCCGCCACCGAUUGACUUCAUGUCUCUGUUAAAAUUAGCUGAGCAAAAGCAGCAUGAGCCGGUGGUAAUUGAACCCAAAGUCAAACCCAAGGAGGACUUGGUGCGUCCGAUGACGAAGAAGCAGAAGAAAGAAUACAUGAAGGAAAAAGAAUGGAAGGACAAGAGGGAACGGGAGAAAAAUGGUGACGUCAAAGUUCCUGAUAAGAGUUUAGUUAAAAGUAGCUCGGUAUCAACGUCGUCGUCGUCGUCGUCAUCGGUGGCAACGCCGAGCAAAAAUUUAAAAUUGAAUGGCAGUAAAGUCUCUGCUGAUAAAAAUGAUAGAAUAGACAGAGAUAAAUCCUCGGAUAAAAGUGACAGAGUCGCUGAUAAAAGUGAUCGGAUGUCAUCUAAGUCUACUCCUGUUGCUAAGAAAAUUAGUGAUAAAAGUAAUGAGAAGUCGGGUAGUAAAGUUAAUCCUAAGGACGAAAUUUUAGAGGAGAGACGUAAAUUAGAAGCUGAGAAACGGGAAAUUGAAAAUAUGAGACGGGUUCUUGAAGAGGAAAGAAGAAAAUUGGCGAUGAUUAAAAAUAAAAAACCAGACGAUCGUUUGUCUAAUUCUGGUGCAAAUAAAAAUAAUGGUAGUAGUAGUAGUAAUAAUAAUAAUAAUUUGAAAAGUGGCAGCAGUAGCAGUAAUGGUAAAUUGAACGGCAGAGAUGAUAGAGACAGUAAAUUAAAAGUGGAUAAACGCAUUGAUGGAAAGACAAGUAAAUUUCCACCAGAUGUUAGACCACGACAAUUUCCUCCGGCUGAUGUUAAGCCAAGACAGUUUCCUCCUGGUGAUAUUAAACCGAGACAAUUUCCCCCCGCUGAUGUCAAGACGAGACAGUUCCCUCCAGCUGAUGUCAGAGCGCGGAAUUUUCCCCCUUCGGAUGUCAGGAAGAAUGGCAGCAAGCUCCCGAUUAAUAAACGGAGAAUUUAUGAUGAUGAUGAUGAGGAAGAAUAUGAUUCUGAGUUGGAUGACUUUAUUGAUGAUGAUCCGCAAGAUGGUUCUGAGGAUUACAGCAAAUAUAUCAGUGAAAUAUUUGGGUAUGACAAAAGUAAAUAUUCAAACUUUGAUGAUGAUGAUGCCAAUAUGGAGAGUAAUUAUGCGCAGCAGCUUAAAGAAGAAUUUGUGUCAACUAAAAUUGGUAUAAUGGAAGAUUUAGAAGACAUAAGACAAGAAGCUCUUGAGAAGAAACGCAAAGCCAGCAUGCUGAAGAAAAUAAAAAAAAAGUAGGAGUAAUUUAAUAAAUUUUAAUUAACUAAAAAAAAUUAAAAUGAAGGAAAAUUAUUUUUUAUUCGAGAGUAUAUUAAUAUAAAUAAAUCGAUAAUAAAAAAAAAUGUGUAAAUUAUAUAAAAAUUAGAGUCACGAUCGAAUGAAAAAAUAGGGUUUUUUACAAAUUUUUUUCAUGCAAUGUGUAAAAAAUUUUGAUAGAUUAUAAGAUAAUUAUAAUCAGCAUUAAUUAUAAUUAUUUUAAAAAUAAUUAUAUCGAUUUAAAAUAUAAAACUAAUAUUUUCACACUUUAUUAAAAUUCC
Molecule: messenger RNA, 2609 nt
Organism: Microplitis mediator
Lineage: Eukaryota; Metazoa; Arthropoda; Insecta; Hymenoptera; Braconidae
Product: protein SPT2 homolog
Exons: 5
Coding region: 343-2310 (655 amino acids)
Biological process (GO): regulation of DNA-templated transcription; nucleosome assembly
Cellular component (GO): nucleolus
Molecular function (GO): DNA binding; histone binding
Source: RefSeq, a predicted model, not a curated record